Labrus mixtus (cuckoo wrasse) is the source of this 2804-nucleotide messenger RNA. Its product is annotated as zinc finger protein 646-like. Gene Ontology annotation, molecular function: RNA polymerase II cis-regulatory region sequence-specific DNA binding; DNA-binding transcription factor activity, RNA polymerase II-specific. The record is from RefSeq and is a predicted model, not a curated record. The transcript is spliced from 7 exons. Bases 99 to 1355 code for a protein of 418 amino acids. Lineage: Eukaryota; Metazoa; Chordata; Actinopteri; Labriformes; Labridae. Gene Ontology annotation, biological process: regulation of DNA-templated transcription.
GAAGAAAUAUUUUUCUUUUCGGAAGGAGAUCCUUACAAAGCGGCCCUAUUUCUUUUUUCAGCCAGAAAAAAAAUAGUCUUAGAAUCUGAAAACCGACGAUGUACGCCAGGACAAACACCGGCAGCACACACGGAGACUUUCAGGACAGAAACGGAGUGAACUAUGUGACAUCGACGGAGACUUUCGGCCACUGCUCCCAAUUGUUCUGGAAAAAGGAUCCCAACGACUCCGGACCGAGUUCGACCAUCAGUUGGUGCGAUCAGCUCCCGUCUUCCUCCGCCGCCCUCUCCAGCUCCAGCCUCUCUUCGGCGUCUCUCUCCAGCUCCAGUCUCUCCAUUGAGUCCAGAGCGCCCGCACCAGCGCCGCCGACGUCGGCAUCAGACGACAUGGAGUCUGACGAGAGGCCGUACGUGUGCGAUCUGUGCACCUGUGCUUACAAGCACGCCAGCUCCCUGCUCAACCACAAGCUCACCCACAAGACCGGAGACUUCAGGUGUGACUUUUGUAGCAAGCCCUACACCAACUACAUGUCCCUGCGUAACCACAUGAGAAUCCACGGUCAGAAGCGUUACAUGUGUGACCUGUGUGGGAAGGCCUUCCGCCUGGCCCGGUACCUCCGUAACCACCAGAGGAUCCACGACGACGGACCCAACCGCUUCGACUGUCCCUCCUGCUGCAAGAGCUACAGGACCAUGCUGGAGCUCGCCCAGCACCGCUGCACCGCCGCCUCGACCAGCCAGAACCGGUUCAACUGCCCGUCCUGCUUUAAGAGCUACAGAACCAUGCUGGACCUGGCCCAGCACCGCUGCAGCGCCGCGGCCAAAAACCAGUCCGGCAGUCGUCGCAAUUUCUCCAACGCUCGCCGUCAGCAGCAGCAGCAACAACAGAACAAUGCGAACUCCAUGAUGCAGCACGGAGGACACGGCCAGGACGCUCUGCCCUCCCACUGCGUCUCCCCGAUGUCACAGCCAGGACAAGGCGGCCAACCGGUGCCCGACCCCCACCAGGGCCGUCCCAGCUCGGUGUCGUCCCAGAGCAGCCAGCAGAGCAUGAGGAGCUCGUCCUCCAACAAACACCACUCCUCCUCCGGCUCUACCCCGUCCUCCUCCUACUCCCUGCUGCAGCCCCUGGUGCCUGAGGUAAAGGAGAUGAGCUCGGGAUACACUAGGCUGAGCGCCAACCCCAUGCCGAAGCACCAGGACACUUUCUCUCUGGCCCCCCAGCGGCCCCUCACCACCAUCAACCCCAUCGGCCACUCCCUCCAUCCGAACGGAGCGCCCACGCUGAAGCCUUCCCCCGUGCCGCGCACCAUCCAGGCCAUGCCGUGGGAGCAGCGCUCGCUCUACAAUCAAUGAGACCACCUGGACCCGUGCCGACCCGGCCAACCCCCCCCCCUCCACGUCGCGUCCAACCCCACACACCUCCCCCACCCUCAGCAUCGAGGAGGGAGGACUCUGGACGCUCCUCCCCCUCCUCCUCUGGGACGUUGUGUUUGGGCCGGGGGGGGGGGGGGGGGCAGGACUAGUUGAGAUUGAUAACUGAGUAGUUAGGUUUAAAAUGUGUUGCCUUGACCCUCCUGUAUGAUCUAUGCCAUGUAUAAGUUAAAAUGUCUGUCCCCUCACUAAGAAUUAACCCUCCUCCCCGCUCUAGUUAUGAAAUAUCUAUCCUUCCUCCCCGUUACGAAUAGUGUCUCCCCCCCCGUCCUUCCUUAUUUUUCUUUUUGUUAAAUGAAACAAAAACUUAUUUUUAUUAAAGAACCCUUCACAGGUUCAGGGCACCGAACAUAAAUGUGACAAAGUCGUCCCUUCAGUCCGAUAUGUUUCUGAACAUAACCCCGACGUUUUGUGGCUUCUGGAAGAAGACGACAAUCUUCUUCUUCUGUUUAGUUUUUUUUACGCUCCCCCCCUUCCUCCACGUGCUCCAGAAUGAAGCUUGUGUAUAUCGUGUGUUCGGAGGUGUCUUGACUGUUUCAGAAAGCCGUUCUCUCAGCUCACACACACACACACCUGUCUGUGAUCUCUGAGCACGGGCAGCACGGACCACCGUCGCUCUGCAGAACUUUUUGAAGCGUCUGUGUUAUGAAGACUGAAGUGCUGCUGUUCCAAACAAAAGAAGGACCUCGACGGUGAACGUCUUUUUAACACACAACUGAAAGCUCACUUUUUUCUAAACACCUGCGUCUGACUGGUGGCUUGUUGUUGUAGUUCUAAUAAUCUGUUGGCUGGGAUUCAAACCGUUUAAAGCUCCUCCCCUUUUUUGUCCCACACUGACUGUUUUGCUCCUCUCACGUUAAAGCACUUUAAGACGAGUGCUGCAUAAUUAUUCCUGUUGCCCCGCCCCCUUUCCCUCCUCCUCUCUGUCUGGAGCUGUCAACCCUUCAUCACCCACGCAGCAGCACCAGGACGCGGAUACUUCCGGGCGCCACAGGGAAGAAAUAAAGUCUUUCUGCAGCUCUGAACCUCUUUAACUCCCCGCCAGUAUUGAUCCUCCUGUUAGCAAACAUCACACACGACGACCACGUUCAGGUCUUUUCCGUACGCAGCCAAUAAACCCCCCGAGAAGAAGAAGCGAGUUUUGUAACCGGCCAGCAGCAGCCUAACACGGAUCCAGUUUGUAGUUCUGUUACGCUAACACGGUGUUCAUGGAGACCCCCACCGUUCUACUGACAUUGUAUUAUCUCUCUUUUUAAAGUUGUUUCUAUUUUUAUUCAUGACAUGUUUUCAUUGUUGCUUUCUCUCCUUGUAAAGUGUCUUUGAGUAUUUAGAAAAGUGCUAUACAAAUAAAAUGUUUUAUUAUCAUCACCA